AUGAGGCUCUUCGUAUUCACCAUCCUCCUGGCUGUCCUCCCAGCGGUCUCCACAAAAAGCCCCAUAUUUGGUCCCCAAGAUGUGAGUGGUGUGGUAGGUAACUCGGUGUCUGUCACGUGCUACUAUCCAGCCACCUCUGUCAACCGACACAGCAGGAAGUACUGGUGCCGGCAAGGACCCGGCAGCCUCUGCACAACCCUCGUCUCUUCAAAUGGCUACAUCUCCAAGGAGUAUGCAGGCAGAGCCAACAUCAUCAACUUCCCAGAGAAUAACACAUUUACGAUUAACAUUGCACAGCUCACCCAGAAUGACACUGGGAGCUACAAGUGUGGUCUCGGCACCAGUAACCGAGGCCUGUACUUUGAAGUCAGCAUGGAGGUCAGCCAAGGUAAGAAUCCAGGCUCCCUGGUUGACACUCAUGUCUACACAAAGGAUCUAGGCAGAAGCGUGACCAUUGCCUGCCCUUUCAAAAAGGAGAAUGCUCAUAGCAAGAAAUCCUUGUGUAAGAAGAUAGGUCAGACCUGUGAACUUGUCAUUGACUCUACUGAAUACGUGAACCCCAAGUACAAGGACAGAGCAAUUCUUUUUAUGAAAGGGACCAGCCAAGAACUAUUCAAUGUCAACAUUACUCACCUAAGACACAGUGAUGCUGGGCUGUAUGUUUGCCAGGCUGGGGAAGGUUCUAGUGCUGAUAGAAACAAUGCUGACCUCCAGGUACUAGACCCUAAGCCAGAGCUGGUUUAUAGAGAUCUGAGAGCCUCAGUGGCUUUUGACUGUGAUUUGGGCCGUGAGGUGGCAGAUGUAGCCAAAUAUCUGUGCCGGAUGAACAAGGAAACUUGCGAUGUGGUCAUCAACACCCUGGGGAGGAGGGAUCCAGCCUUUGAAGGCAGGAUCCUGCUAACCCACAAGGAUGACAAUGGCCGUUUCAGUGUGCUGAUCACAGGCUUGAAGAAGGAAGAUGCAGGGCAGUACCUUUGUGGAGCCCACAGUUCUGGUCUGCCUCAAGAAGGUUGGCCCAUGCAAGCUUGGCAACUCUUUGUAAAUGAAGAGUCUACCAUGCCCCCUAGUCGCUCCGUGGUAAAGGGUAUCACAGGAGGCUCUGUGGCUAUAGUCUGUCCCUACAACCCCAAGGAAAGCAGCAGCCUCAAGUACUGGUGUCGCUGGGAAGCAGACGGAAACGGACACUGCCCGGUGCUUGUGGAGAGCCAGGGGGUGGUGGAUGAACAGUAUGAAGGCCGACUGGCACUGUUCGAUCAGCCAGGCAAUGGCAGCUACACUGUCAUCCUCAACCAGCUCACCACCCAGGAUGCCGGCUCCUACUGGUGUCUGACCAAUGGUGACUCUCGCUGGAGAAGCACUGUAGAGCUCCAGGUUGCUGAAGGAAAGCCAAACCUUGAGGUGACACCACAGAAUGCGAUUGCUGUUCUCGGAGAGACCCUCACACUCUCCUGCCACUAUCCAUGCAAAUACUACUCCCAUGAGAAAUAUUGGUGCAAGUGGAGCAACAAGGGCUGCCACAUCCUGCCUAGCCAUAAUGAAGCAGCCCGCCAGUCCUCUGUGAGCUGUGACCAGGACAAUCAGGUCAUCUCGAUGACCCUGAACCCAGUCUCAAAGAACGAUGAAGGCUGGUACUGGUGUGGGGUGAGGAAAGGCCAGGACUAUGGAGAAACUACAGCCAUCUAUGUAGCAGUUGAAGAGAGGACAGGUGGGUCACGCCAAGUCAGCCCAGUGGAUGCAAACGCACCUGCAAAUGUUGCUCCACAAGAAGAGGUAGUUGACUCCGGUGUCAGUGACAAUGAGAACAAAGCCAUUCCAAACCCCAGCCUUCUUGAAGAGGAAGGAGAGAUAAACAGUGUGGGAGACCAAGCUCAGGAGAACAGAGCUGCUGUGGAUGCUGGCAGUGCUGAUGAACAGAAGGGGCAUUCCAAAAUCCUGUUCUCCACCCUGGUGCCCCUGGGUCUGGUGCUGGCAGGGGGUGCUGUGGCUGUGUGGGUGGCAAGAGUCCGACACCGGAAGAAUGUAGACCGGAUGUCAAUCAGCAGCUACAGGACAGACAUCAGCAUGGCAGACUUCAAGAACUCUAGGGAUUUGGGAGGCAAUGACAACAUGGGGGCCUCUCCAGACCUUCAGGAGACAGCUCUCGAAAGAAAAGAUGAAAUCGUGACUACCACUGAGAUUGCCACAGAGCCAGAAGAAUCCAAGAAGGCAAAACGGUCAUCCAAGGAGGAAGCUGACCUGGCCUACUCAGCAUUCCUGCUCCAGUCCAGCAACAUAGCUGCACAGGUCCAUGAUGGUCCCAAGGAAGCCUAG
Messenger RNA from Cricetulus griseus (Chinese hamster), 2310 nucleotides. NCBI's taxonomy places the organism in Eukaryota, Metazoa, Chordata, Mammalia, Rodentia, Cricetidae. The record is from RefSeq and is a predicted model, not a curated record.